GGCGGGUGUGAGAGUCGGUCGGGAGUCGCUUUCAGGAUCCCCAGAUCCGAGAAGCCGGAGUGAGAGCGGGAUUGCAAAGAUCAUUAAACUUUAAAUCAGAAGACCUACAGUGGAGUCUGGGCUCCAACACUUGCUGAGCGUAGGUUGCUCCUCAAGAGUUUUUGAUCUAUGAAAUGGCAGAGAAUGGAAAAAAUUGUGACCAGAGACGUGUAACAAUGAACAAGGAACAAUAUAAUGGAAACUUCACAGACCCCUCUUCAGUGAAUGAAAAGAAGAGGAGGGAUAGAGAAGAAAGACAGAAUAUUGUCCUGUGGAGACAGCCACUCAUUACCUUGCAGUAUUUUUCUCUGGAAACCCUAGUAAUCUUGAAGGAAUGGACCUCAAAAUUAUGGCAUCGUCAAAGCAUUGUGGUGUCUUUUUUACUGCUGCUUGCUGUGCUUACAGCUACGUAUUAUGUUGAAGGAGCACAUCAACAGUAUGUGCAACGUAUAGAGAAACAGUUUCUUUUGUAUGCCUACUGGAUAGGCUUAGGAAUUUUGUCUUCUGUUGGGCUUGGAACAGGGCUGCACACCUUUCUGCUUUAUCUGGGUCCACAUAUAGCUUCAGUUACAUUAGCUGCUUAUGAGUGCAAUUCAGUUAAUUUCCCUGAACCGCCUUAUCCUGAUCAGAUUAUUUGCCCAGAUGAAGAGGGCACUGAAGGAGCCAUUUCUUUAUGGAGCAUCAUCUCAAAAGUUAGGAUUGAGGCCUGCAUGUGGGGUAUCGGUACAGCAAUUGGAGAGCUACCUCCAUACUUCAUGGCCAGGGCAGCUCGCCUCUCAGGUGCUGAACCAGAUGAUGAAGAGUAUCAGGAAUUUGAAGAAAUGCUGGAACAUGCAGAGACAGCACAAGAUUUCGCCUCCCGGGCUAAACUGGCAGUUCAAAAUCUAGUACAGAAGGUUGGAUUUUUUGGAAUUUUGGCCUGUGCUUCAAUUCCAAAUCCUUUGUUUGAUCUGGCUGGAAUAACAUGUGGACACUUUCUUGUACCUUUUUGGACUUUCUUUGGUGCAACCCUGAUUGGAAAAGCAAUAAUUAAGAUGCAUAUCCAGAAAAUCUUCGUUAUCGUAACAUUCAGCAAACACAUAGUGGAGCAGAUGGUGGCUUUCAUUGGUGCUGUCCCCGGCAUAGGUCCAUCUCUGCAGAAGCCAUUCCAGGAAUACCUGGAGGCCCAGCGGCAGAAGCUUCACCACAGAAGCGAAACGGGCACACCGCAGGGGGAGAACUGGCUGUCCUGGGCGUUUGAGAAGCUGGUGGCUGCAAUGGUGUGUUACUUCGUCCUGUCCAUCAUCAACUCCAUGGCGCAGAGUUACGCCAAACGAAUCCAGCAGCGGUUGGACCCAAAGGAGAAAACCAAAUAAGCAGGAAGAGGUUUUAACUGCAGAACUUAAAAUGGAAGGGUUCUGCCUUAAAGUGGGAGGACUCCAGAUCAGGAGGGAAAAUUAUCUCUUCCAACCUGUGUCAGUUUUUAUUUUUUUCCCCCCUGAAAGCAGUUUAGUCCACAUCUUGCACUGACAUACUUUUCCUUUGUUAAGGUAAGGAAUCCACCCUCGGUUCAAUCCAAGUUGUAUUUUAUUAGGGUGGAAUGUGAUGUUGAGCAGCAAAGUUAACAGAAACUGGCCUUCUGUUUGUUACUUUCAAAGGCCCAUGUGGUACAAUUAAAGAAUUCCAAGCACCAUCCCCCCAAAAGAAUUCCUAAGUAUGUUAAAUAUUUCAAGCUUUUUAGGCUUGUCAAAUAUGACUUCUUUGUUUUUCUAAGUCAUCAAAAGUGUAUAUAAAUCAUACUAGAUUGGAUAACAGUCUUGCAUGUCUAUCAUGGUAAAGUUUAAUAUGCCAUCCUGCCCAACCCUUCCUCUCUCACCUUCGAAAAAAGGCCAUUUUAUGAUGCAUUGCACACCCUCUUGGGAAACUGAUCUUUCAAUUUUGAGACAGUAUAAGGAAAAUCUUGUUGGUGUCUCACAAAUGAGCUGACACCAUUUUUUAUUCUGUAUAUUUAGAAUGAAGUCAUGAAAAAACUUUAUAAAUACAUCUUUGAUCAUUCCAAAAUUGUGUCCAUUUUCUUGAGCGUUUUUUUUUUUUUAAACUUCCUUUUAGCUUCUACCAACUAAAUUCAGCCUUGCCAUAUCCACCACAGCCUCAGUCUCUUACGCCUUCAUUUAUUUGCAUGAAAGGGCCACCACCAAGGCGUUUUUUGGUUGGGUUGAAAUUGGGCAGCUGGCUACACACUGCUGAAAGGGCACCUUAGGUACUGAUGUAUGGAGGGGACUUAAUGGUUUGUGAAAACAGGAGAGAUGAUAGUAUAUAAAUCAAAGGACAUGGAGAGAAAAAUAACCUGUUUUAAAAGAAAAACAAGCUUUCUCAUAGCAAUUAAUUUUUAACUCAGCACGUAUUCUGAUUUUAGCAGACAGAAAUUUACUUUUAUUUAUAACCUAAUUUUCUUUCCUUUCUUUCGUGUUUGUUCUUAUGUGAUUUUUCCUUUCGGAUGUUUCUGGUUGAACUUGGUCAUUUUAUUUCGCUCAGGGCAGGGUGGGGAGGCAUGGUGAUAAAUAGUCUCACUUUUCUCCUUUAGGAAAGUUGGUACUGACAUUAUGUUGAGUGUAGAAUUGAGUUUAAAUCUCAACAAACCAGAAAUGCCUGGUUUGUUUGAUCAAAUCCUGCCUGAAUGUCUGCUUGUUUUGCCUACCGUCGUGACAUCUCCAUGGCUGUACCACCUUGUCGGGUAGCUUAUCAGACUGAUGUUGACUGUUGAAUCUCAUGGCAACAGCAGUCGAUGGGCUGUCUGACAUUUUGGUAUCUUUCAUCUGACCAUCCAUAUCAAAUGUUCCCAUUCAAACAUUACCCAGCACCAUGGUUUAUGGUUAAAAGAAUUGGUCCUUAGGUCUAGUGGCACUUUGACUCUUUUAUGCCAUAAUACUGUAUCAAGAGGAUUUUAUGCAAAAUUGGGAUAGUCUGUGUGAUCAAAACUAAAUAAAGGACAAGCAACCUGU
Odocoileus virginianus texanus is the source of this 3020-nucleotide messenger RNA. RefSeq names its product vacuole membrane protein 1 (gene VMP1). The record is from RefSeq and is a predicted model, not a curated record. Gene Ontology annotation, biological process: Golgi organization; autophagy. Lineage: Eukaryota; Metazoa; Chordata; Mammalia; Artiodactyla; Cervidae. Gene Ontology annotation, cellular component: membrane; endoplasmic reticulum; endomembrane system.